This is a messenger RNA of Acanthopagrus latus (yellowfin seabream), 4427 nucleotides long. RefSeq names its product asparaginase homolog (S. cerevisiae) (gene aspg). The record is from RefSeq and is a predicted model, not a curated record. Gene Ontology annotation, molecular function: protein binding; asparaginase activity. Lineage: Eukaryota; Metazoa; Chordata; Actinopteri; Spariformes; Sparidae. The coding region runs from base 1300 to 3294 and encodes 664 amino acids. Gene Ontology annotation, biological process: amino acid metabolic process. The transcript is spliced from 18 exons.
UGAAAUGCUCACAGUUAAAUUUGCAUUGUAACAUAUACUGUCAUGGUUUAUAUGACUGACAGCCAAAAAUGCUCAAAGGGACAGUGGUUCAAAUAUGCCUUAAACAGGAUAAGAAAUUCAGGAUUUAUAAACCAUAUCAAAUACCAACACUGCAAGACAUUGGACAUAACUGUGUUUUAUUUCUCAUGGUCAUUGAAUGUAGGAUUAGAUUAUUUAAGAGUUCUGUUCACUUUGAGUGUGUUAGAGAUUAUUGUGUAGCUUCUUUUGUAUUCAAAGACUUGAAUUGCAUACUUUUGUGUGACUUUAAAUUACAGACUCUUCUCUUAAAGAGUUAAGACAUGCAAAGAUUAGCUUCAACACAUUAACAAAAAACAAAACAAAACAAAAAAAUAACUGCAUGAAACACCAUGCGCUAGUUGUUGUUGUAGAGCUUAUUGUUGCUAAACUAUGACUUAUUUCACAUGCAGCUGGGUUUGAUGAUUUGCAGUUGUGCUGUGUGGGUCAAUUUAAGUCAAUUUAACCAGAGGGGAAAUAUCUUCAUUUACUUAUGUUUGCAUGCCAAAACAAACUAAGUGUACAAACUGUCCCUGUUUCAUGACUGAACAAACAAACCGACUGAAAAGGACAACACAGUUUACGUGUGGCGGACCCUGCCACCUCUCUAGCUUCAAGCACUGUUCUGGUGACCUUAUUCAGUUAUGGAAAACAAAUAAAAAUUUCUGCAACUGUCCUGUUACCUUAUCAGUGAUGUAAAUAUUAAAACAGUGCCCCUUUAAAGUAAAACAAGAACUUUUUCACCACCUCAAAAGCAGUUGCCUGCAAAUACCUAGUAUUUCAGUGCAGUACAUAAUAUUCAAAUACAUUAUGAUGCAUUAAUUUCAACCGUGUUAUUGCAUCAGUGCAGAGGAAUUUACUGUAUCUGGCACUUCAGGCCGCGCCCACACCAGUGACGUCAGAUAGGAUACUGUCCACCCGCGUUUGAAGGACAACGCUGUCAAGAGGGUUCUUCCUCCUACACGAGGAAGAGUCAUGCAGGCUGAAUUAAAAACAUAGUUGACUGAAAAGAUUUUCUUUUCUCCUUCACAUGGCUGGGAAUGGAAGCAGCCUUUCUGAAUUUAACACGUACGUCAGGGCGCUCAAAGACCACCGUGGUUUGAACACUUAGAGGAGAAGAGAGAGACAGAAGAAGAAGAAGAAGAAGAAAAGGAGGAAGGACGAGAAGAAGAAGACGAAGAAGAAGAGGCGCUCUUUAACGUGGCAGCAGCGGCUCCCAUCAUCACCAUCUCCUCUGAAGUCAUCAUGGCGGACUAUAACCUCACGCCGCUCGCUCGCGCUUUGUCACAGCCACAGUUGGACCUGCCAGAGGGGAAUGAUGUCGGUCCUCCGCGAGGCAUUCAGCUUCACCCGACCCGCAUGAGAAAGUUGUCGAGCUGCAACUCGCUGGACCUCAUCGAGCCGCUGGUCUCCCCCGCGGCCGCGGAGGCGCGAGUCCUCGUCAUCAACACCGGAGGGACCAUCGGGAUGACGCUUCACGACAACGUGCUCGCCCCAAAAGCCAAUGCGUUUGUGCAGAGCCUGCGUAAGUUGCCCAUCAUCCACGAUGAGCUGUACGCCCAGCAGACCUGCCUGUAUGACUACUACGGGUCUGAGAACACCCUGGUCCUGCCGAAAAUAACACAUCAUUCUGAGAAUCUACAUCAUGGGCUAAGCAAAGACAAUAAAAGGAUAAUAUACACGGUAAUAGAGUACAACCCGUUGCUGGACUCCUCCAAUAUGACUACAGAUGACUGGGGUAGAAUUGGAAAGGACAUUGAGAAAAACUAUGAAAACUUUGAUGGUUUUGUGAUCCUGCACGGCACAGACACUAUGGCUUACACGGCCUCGGCCCUGUCCUUCAUGUGUGAACAUUUGGGCAAACCCAUCAUUCUCACCGGCUCACAGGUGCCCAUCUAUGAGAUGAGAAAUGAUGGCAGAGACAACUUGCUGGGGGCGCUGCUGAUUGCCGGCCAGUUUGUUAUUCCUGAGGUGUGCCUGUAUUUCUAUAACAAACUCUACAGAGGGAAUCGUGUGACCAAGGUGGAUACGGGGAGCUUCAAUGCCUUCAACUCUCCUAACUUGGCUCCUUUGGCCAUCGCUGAAGUGGAUAUUACAAUCAACUGGGAUACAGUGUGGAGGGCCAACACCACAGCAAAGUUUCAAGUCAGCACCGAGCUGAACAGGAAUGUGGGCCUGCUUCGGCUUUUCCCAGGAAUCACUGCUGCUACUGUGAGGGCUUUCCUGCAGCCACCCAUGGAAGGUGUGGUCCUGGAGACCUAUGGCAGUGGCAAUGCCCCUGAUAACCGCCCUGACCUGCUGGAAGAGCUGAAGAAGGCCACUGACUCUGGUGUCAUCAUCAUAAACUGCACCCAGUGUCUGAGGGGGACCGUGUCAGCGUCUUACAACACUGGCAAGGUGUUGAUGGAUGCUGGGCUGAUAGCAGGUGGAGACAUGACGCCAGAGGCGGCUCUGUCAAAGCUGUCCUACGUACUGGCCAAGAAAGACCUUGAUCUAGCUGCCAAGAAAAAGAUGAUGAGUCAGAACCUCCGAGGUGAGAUGAGCGCCGACUUAGCAGGAGCCAAGCUGAAUCUGAGCGACAGCCGUUUCAUCCAGGUCAUCGCCAAGUCUCUGAGCAUCAGCUGCAAGGAGGAGCUCGAAGCCAUCCGUGAUGCCCUGACUCCCCCACUGGCAUGUGCUGCUGCCAAGAUCGGAGACGUGGAGGCCUUAGAAGCCCUAAAGGAAAUGGGGAGUAAUUUGUGUCUGGGCGACUACGACGGACGGACACCCCUGCAUAUCGCCGCAUGUGAGGGCCACUUGAAUAUGGUGCAGUACUUAUUGAUUAACGGAGCGUCAGUCUAUGCUAAAGAUCGUUAUGGGGACACACCCCUGUGCAACGCUGUACGCUUCAGGCACAAGGAUGUUGUGCAGCUGCUGAGAAAGACUGGGGCCCACUUCUCCAGAAACAAGCUGGAGGAAGCAGGAACAGAGCUGUGCAGCCUGGCAGCCAGCGGUGACCUGGAGGGCCUGGAAAUCUGGAACUUCGCCGGAGCAGAUCUGAGUAAACCAGGCUAUGAUGGACAGACGGCCAUUCAAGUGGCCAAGGCUGUUGGCAAAAAAGAUGUGGUAGCCUUUUUAGUCCAUCUCAUGAGCACUAAAUCCAAGACAGUAUUUGGUGACUUUAAUGAGUAUGAUGAAUAUGAUGAUGAUGAUGAUGAGAGCGGAGUGAUCGAGUUCACCGCCCGUCCAGAAGCAAUGUGAGCCGACAAACAGGAACCGUCCUCAGUUUGCGUCCACUUCACCCUUAAAUCGUCCUUCACCCGGCGUCCACCGUCCUGCUGAAUCUCACAGUCACUCUCGCUUUGAGCAUGUAUAUCUGUGUGACGUUUAAAGCCACCGCGGCCUACAGUCUUUCCCUCCAACCCCACUGAAAGCACAACAUUGUGUAGCCACUGAUUUGAAUGCGCAGUGCUUAAAAAAAGCACUAUGUGUACGUAUAUUUUUAAUUGUUGCACAGCAGUACAUGUAUGAGGAAACAUUAUCAUCCUGAAUAUUUGAAUCAAGUGCUUUUAUCACUAAGUAUGUAGAACAUACAUGUGGAAUCAGGGAAUUCAGGCUGAACCUGAGCUGUUUUUAACAUGAAGAAUGCUGAAACCUUUAACGGUGAAUGUGGUUGUGGUUAAAUCUUUAUUUUAUAAUUCACCAAAAGAGUUAAAGAACUCUGACUACUGCUGUGACAUUACUUUAUGAAGUACUGUUGUCUCUUGCUAAAGCAAUAUAUCAGUGAUAUCUGGAACAACAGGGUGAGCUCUAUUUUUAUGCUUAUUUUUACAACCAGAGUCUGCAAACUUAUCAAAUCAUGCAUCCUGUCGAACUGUAGCACUAGUCCACGUAUGCCUCUGCCCCUGAAGUGGAGGUUUCUCAUUUCCGUCUGCUUAAACAGGUGCAACAAAAACCUGCAGUCACCCUUCAGACUCAUCCAGCCUGUUCCACUCGCUGAUCGUCGAGCUGGAAGAGUCACUCAUCUCCCCCUUUUCAAAUGGAAACGGAGAUGAAGCUGCAGUUUCUGCCGUACCCUCGGCAAAACAAAUGACCAUUGUGUGCACGUGGUGUUAAACGUUGUUCGAUAUGAUUCACUUUUUAAAAUAAACAGGUCACUUUUGUAUACUUUAACGUUAUCUAUGUUGGAAUCUUCUGUGAUGACACGUGACUUUAAAGUGCAAACAACUUUGAGACGACUUCAAAUGUGUGGUCCUGUUUGUGUUAAUGUCUGUACUGUCUUUGUUGUAUUCAAAAAAAUGUAAAGGGUGUGUGUGUGUGUGUGUGUGUGUGCAUGUGUGUAUGUGUGUGAUGGGUCCUUCUCAAGCAACAGAAAUAAAUCUUUUGUUUCGACA